GACACUUUGUACAAAUGCGUCUUCCAAAUACAUACAUAAAAAAAUGAAAAUGUGUUUUCUAACUUUAAAAUGGCAUGACCAUCAUGUAUUUACCAAACAUCCCACAGACUUUUGAUAGAUAUAUCAGAUCUGCUCCUAAAUCCGAAAACAUCAACCUCAUCAAAUAUUUUCCAAUACGGUAUGUAAUAAAGCCUCACAAAUCAAUGUUCUCAAACUGCAGAUAGACGUAUCAAAGUUGCUCCUGAAAGUAAAACAUCAGCACAGUAAAGCACUCGCACUCUUGCGAUUAAAAACAAGAACAUCCUGUUGAGUAAGCGUAGAAGAGAUUGCAAAAUUGUGUUAUUAAAGUGUGAAACCACAGCUAAGGGACAAAAUGGAAAGGAGCUUGAGUUUCCUAUUAUGUCUUAAUGUCUGGGUGCUGGGUUUUUGUUCAACUCUGGAUGGCGCCCAGCACCAAAGCCUAACGCUUUUUAGCCCCAUGGGGGAUGAAUAGCUCCUCUGACAUCAAGAGUCCUGCAAAGCAAGAGAUGGGACAUCCCAAAACAUCACCUAGAGAAAGGGCCAUGUCACCCUCUGAUUCUACACAAUCAACACCUUUCUACGUUCUCGUAACAUCAGCCCAGUGUCCCUCUACUUAAGCUUCCAUUGGUGCUUGUGUAGUAAUGUUUUUCCCAGAGUUCCUUUUGGGGGAAGGGGUUGGUCAGAGGCCUUUAAUGUGUUGCUUUACUCUUUUCCUGAGUUUGGUUUUGACUAGCAAGUCCUGGUGGCUUUUGAAGUUGUCAUAGUAAUUUGCAUGUCAACCUCUGAUUGGGGAGGAAGGACAAUGGAAGAAACCAGAGUUCAAAACAAACUGCUUUCUCACGUUGUCACAUUGACUGCUUUGAUGCAUGAACAACUGGGGUCGUUAAAGCCAAAGGGAGUUAGACAGCAGUCUUGAAAGAGUGUUUGUGUUGUUGUUUGUGUAGUAUUUAUGCUCACUUAGAUCUUUUCUCACUUCCCUUAUCUUGUGUCUUGUGCCUCUAUUCUUAGAUUUAACUUCCUUGAUCUUUGUGUUAAAAGGCUGUGGCCUACCUUGAGAAGAUGCGAAUGCCUGUGUGCAUGCAUAUGUUGCCUUGUGGUUUCAGAUGCGCAUGUUUUGUUCACGAGUUAUGGUUUUGUUUCUCUCAAAUGGGUUCCAUGCCAGGCAAGGAUGGAAACACAGUCUAGAGAACAAAAUAAAGAGCAAACCAUCAAUCAUAGGCUGUUUCUUUACAUCCAACACGCUGGUAAAUCUCAGAUUGGGAGCAAAUUGCAUUAAGGGAAUGCACAACCUCCACUGCAUGAACCCAGUAAUGCCUCGAAGACUAAAGAAACCAGACGAAGAUUGAAAUCGCUGAUUGAAUUGCUGUAUUAAAAUUUUCCAUUUGUGCAUUCAAAGUCCAGAAUAAUUAGGUCUUAUGGAAUCCUAUGUAGCCAUGGAUGCCGUCUCACCUCCUGUUGCCCUGGAGAUGGGGGUGGGUCUUUUGUGCCAGCUGUUCCAGAUGUGGGAUCAGGUGUCUGCUGGCAUUGUAAAUUUGAUAGAAUGGCUUCUGGGAGAUGAACAGUUGGAAACAAGUUGUGAGGAGUCACCUGAACUGGAUGAAGAGUUCCUCUUUGAGAAGGGAGAUCUGAACCUAUGGGCAGAGCCUAUGUUAUGGGCACGGAUGUUGCACAGACACCUAUCUGCCCUCUCAGGUGUGCCACCCUCACCUGCCAUCAGCCCUGCAGAGCUGGAACGAUUAUCAGCCGUUGCAAACAGCAAUGCCCUGGCUGCUCAAUAUGCAAAGAAAGCCGUCCCUACACUGCCCCAGUUUUCGGCCACCAUUGAGUAUGCCAAGAUAGCGCUGCUACAAGAGAGAACCUCACUCACUCAGAAUGUUCUAGAUACACUUAGACAAGCACUUCUCAGAUAAAUUUGUAAGAUACAGAAAAUGAAAGUGGUGUAGUAUAUUAUGAACCUAUUUUACUCACAGAGGUUUUCCUGUUUAAGAGAUGUGUGCACAGGCAUGACAUUGACCGCAAACUUUUUUUUUUUUAUACAGUGGUUUUAUUAUAAUCAUUUGACUAUGGACUUACUUGUAUUCAAUGGUGUGUAUGUUUGUAGGUUUACAAAUUUGUAGCCAGUAUUUGGUCAAAUCUGACAAAAACUAUAUACAGUAUAUACAUGCAUACAUACACACACGAUUGGUAUUUGUUAACAUUAUGUAACUAUAUUAGAAAAUACUUUUACUGCACUUAUAAAUAGUGGUUAAUGUCAACAUGUACUUAUACAUUUUUGCAAUAUUGAAAAAAUAAAAUAAAGUUGUAUAUGUUAACAUUUGUUAAUGUGUGAUGAACAAACAAUGAACAAUGGUAUUUUGAUACAUUUACAUUAACCAAGAUUAAUAAAUGCUGUACAAAAAUAUUGUUGAUAGUUCAUGAUACUUAG
Myxocyprinus asiaticus (Chinese sucker) is the source of this 2446-nucleotide messenger RNA. Its product is annotated as thyroid adenoma-associated protein homolog. Lineage: Eukaryota; Metazoa; Chordata; Actinopteri; Cypriniformes; Catostomidae. The transcript is spliced from 3 exons. Bases 1437 to 1931 code for a protein of 164 amino acids. The record is from RefSeq and is a predicted model, not a curated record.